CAAUUAAUUAUUAAAACACUUGCUAAAGCCUUGUGAAUAUUUUUUAUUCGUGCCAAUACAGGUAACUUCAACUAACAAUAGUAAUUAUGGACAGCAAAACAGUGUGCCGACCGGUUUCAGCAAUGUACCAUCUCUCAGCAUUAUACGCCCAGGAUGAUAAUCCUUCUAAAGUUGAUCUUUUAAUUGGUUAUUACAAAACAGAACAGAGUGAUAUCUAUGCGUUGCCUGUGGUACAAAGAGUAGAAACCUUAGUGACGCAACAGAUCAAGAACCAUAAAUAUUUACCACUUUUGGGGUCAGAACAUUUUGUUAGAGACGCUUGUCAAUUAUUGUAUGGUCAGGACGUCAAAGAAAGAUUGAACAAUGGAACAGUGUUUGGCGUUCAAACCAUCGGUUGUACUGGAGGUAUGAGAGUCGGCGCCGACCUCUUAGUUUCCCAUAUGAACUGUACCACUUUUUACGUUUCAGACCCAACCUGGGAAAACCACAGAUUAAUAUUUUUAAGCAGUGGUUUUUUGAAAGCGAAAACCUACCGUUAUUGGAAUGAAGCAAACAAAUGUCUAGAUUUUGAAGGGCUCUGUGAAGAUCUGUCAGACGCUCCUAGCAAAUCAGUGAUCGUACUUCAAGCAUGCGGUCAUAAUCCCACGAGUCUAGAUCCUUCGAAAAAGCAAUGGGAACGAAUAGCUGAUAUAAUACAGCAACGCCAUCUGAUACCGUUCUUCGACAUAGCCUACCAAGGUUUCGCAACAGGAAAUACUGACAAAGACGCUUGGGUUAUCCGGUACUUCGUUAGUCGAGGAAUUGAGUUACUCUGUGCUCAGUCCUUUUCUAAAAACUUUGGAUUGUACAACGAAAGAGUGGGCAACUUGAGUUUUUCGUUGAACUCUUCUGAUUACACGGCGGCCUACAAAUCUCAAAUUGAAUUAAGUAUACGAUCUUCCUAUUCAAGUGCACCUAAUCACGGAGCUCUAACCGUCCAUACGAUAAUGAAUGACAACGGACUGCGCGAAGAAUGGUUACUUACUCUGAAGAACAUGUACGACCGCGUUAAUGGAUUAAGACACACCUUAAGGGAAUUGUUAGAGAAAUCUGAUGCACCGGGUUCUUGGAGUCACAUUACCGACGGAAAGGGAAUGUUCAGUUACUUGGGUAUAACAGAAAAUCAAGUAGAACACUUGCGGACUAAGUUUCACGUUUACGUUUCAUUAACGGGUCGCAUAAACUUGUGCAGUUUGAAUGACAACAACAUCGGUUAUGUGGCCAAAUCAAUUGCUUCUACGUUGAAAGAGGUCCAGUGAUAUUUUACAUUUCAUUUUAUUGCAAUGAAUGUGGUUCAACAUCGUUUGAAACAAGCGGAUAAGUUAGAAGUCUGAUUCGAAAAUAUCUUAUACCUAUAAUCUACAAUGUUAUUUUCACGAACAUAAAUUAAAUAUACUAUUUUUACUAAAACCA
Molecule: messenger RNA, 1452 nt
Organism: Adelges cooleyi (spruce gall adelgid)
Lineage: Eukaryota; Metazoa; Arthropoda; Insecta; Hemiptera; Adelgidae
Product: aspartate aminotransferase, cytoplasmic-like
Exons: 8
Coding region: 87-1298 (403 amino acids)
Biological process (GO): L-aspartate biosynthetic process
Cellular component (GO): cytosol
Molecular function (GO): pyridoxal phosphate binding; L-aspartate:2-oxoglutarate transaminase activity
Source: RefSeq, a predicted model, not a curated record